This is a messenger RNA of Solea solea (common sole), 7204 nucleotides long. Its product is annotated as immunoglobulin superfamily DCC subclass member 3. Gene Ontology annotation, molecular function: protein binding. Gene Ontology annotation, biological process: axon guidance; cell-cell adhesion. Lineage: Eukaryota; Metazoa; Chordata; Actinopteri; Pleuronectiformes; Soleidae. The transcript is spliced from 14 exons. Bases 297 to 2420 code for a protein of 707 amino acids. Gene Ontology annotation, cellular component: axon; plasma membrane. The record is from RefSeq and is a predicted model, not a curated record.
UCCUUCCUCACUCACUCUAUUCUCAGCGUAUCCGUGGACAUGACCAGCAGCCUUGUGAAGGCCACGCACCGGACCAGGGAGUGUGAAGAACAACAAUGCUUUAAUUUAAAGUAAAGCAGCGCCUAUAUGUUUUUUUUAGCUUCAUCACCAAAGAAGAUACGUUUGUAGGAGGAUACAGAAUAGAAAAAAAACACAUUUCCACUUGGAUUAUUAUUCUUUUUUUUGAUCUUCGAGGCUUCCAAAGGGAAAAAAGAAAGCUUUAACAUCGUGAAGAACGGAACCGAAGAAUAACCAAAAUGAAGCCAAGGCUCUUCCUGGUCUGUCUGGCAUCGCUCUGCUGUCUGAGUGUCUGUCUGGCCUCAGAACUCUCUUUCCUGCAGGAGCCCAAUGACGUGAUUGCGGUGAGGGAUCACCCUCUCAUGCUGGACUGCCGGGUGCAGGGCGACGAGCCCAUCAUGGUGACGUGGCGCAGGAAUGGCGUGCCUUUGCCCACCAGUCCGCGGGUGCAGGUCAUGGCGAACGGCACGCUGUUCAUCCAGAGCUUCCAGAAACGCAAAGAGGGGAGCGAAUCGGACGUGGGCGAGUACGACUGUGCCGCCCAAAACCGAUUCGGCUUGCUGGUCAGCCGCAAGGCCAAGGUCGCCUUGGCAUCUUUACCCAAGUUCCACACCCACCCGGUGUCCAUGACUGUGGACGAGGGAGGCGUCGCCCGCUUCCAGUGUCAGAUUAAUGGAGUACCUGAGGCCAAGAUCACCUGGGAGAAAGACAACGUUCCAUUUAGCACCACAGACAAAAGGUACACGCUGCUGCCCAUGGGUAUUCUCCAGGUGACGGGUGUGAGACAGGUGGAUGCCGGCAUUUUCAGGUGUUUUGCCACCAACCCAGCCAACACUCGCUACAGCCACGAGGCCGUUCUCAACGUGACGGGUGGAGCUUCUAGAAUCUACAAAGAGCCAGUCAUAUUGUCAGGACCUCAGAAUCUGACCCUGACCGUGCAUCAGACAGCCAUUUUAGAGUGCAUCGCCACCGGAAACCCAAAGCCUAUAGUUUCCUGGAGCAGGCUAGAUGGACGCUCCAUUGGGGUGGAGGGUAUCCAGGUUCUGGGAACAGGGAACCUGAUGAUCUCAGACGUGUCCAUUCAGCACUCUGGUGUGUACGUGUGCGCUGCAAACCGGCCCGGCACCAGAAUGAGGCGCACAGCGCUCGGGCGACUCGUGGUACAAGCUCCCCCUGAGUUCCUGCAGUGGCCGCAGUCUGUGUCCAAAACAGCAGGGGGCAGCGCUGUGUUCAGCUGCGUGGCCCAGGGUGUCCCUGAGCCUCACCUCAUCUGGCUGAAGAAUGGCAAAGUCUUGACUCCUGGACACAACGUCAAACUGACUAACAACAACAGCACUCUGGCUCUGACCCGCAUCACGUCAGAGGACGAGGCCAUCUACCAGUGCAUCGCUGAAAACAGUGCCGGGACCAACCAGGCCAGCGCCCGUCUGGCCGUGGUCCAGGGUAAAGACCUGCCCGCUGCCCCCGAGGGCUUCAGAGCCAGCGCCCUGACCACCAACGUCCUGCAGAUCACAUGGGAUCAGCCGCCAGCAGAGGUCACCGACGGCAUCAUCGGAUACGUCCUGCACAUCCGCAAGAUCGGCGAGCCGGACACUCUGGAGCUGCAGGAAGCCAUCAGUAAAGGCACCUUCAAGCAUGACAUCACCAACCUGGAACCAGCCACCACCUACUCCCUCUACCUGAAGGCCUACUCUCCUCUGGGAGCCAGUCAGCAGUCGCACACUGUGGUGGAGACGACACUGGGCGACGUGCCGACCCCUCCCACCUUCUUCACCAAAGUGGUGAAUUCCACUGCGGUGCAGGUUCUGUGGGAGCUGCCCAGUAAGGCCGGCAAAGCUGAGGGCUUCAGGCUGUCCUACCGCAAAGUCCCCCACUCGGACUUCCAGGGACCGGUCCAGCUGCCGCAUCACGUCAAUGCCCACAUCAUCUCAAACCUGGAACCGGGGGCAGUGUAUGAAAUUAAGCUGGUGGCCUACAAUGGAAACGGGGAUAGCGACUGCUCCAAGAGACUGGUGUCACUGGCAGAUGAGGGCAGCAGUGACCAAAGCACUGGUGGGGACAGUCUGUGUCAGUGCAGGGACGGAGAGGCCUCUCUGGGCAGCAUCGUCAUUGGCAUCCACAUCGGCACCGCCUGCAUCAUCUUCUGCGUUCUCUUCCUCAUGUUUGGAUACCGUCGCAGCCUUUUUUGCAGCAAGGGGACUCAGGACAGCUGGUCUGUGCCGAGGAACAACGCAGGACACAAUGGAAACGCUAAAGACGGCGCAAAGUGCCACAGAGUGGAGUCAGUGCCUCAGGUGGUCUCUCAGUGCCAGGUCAUCGUGGAGCCGGAGUCGUCAGGUUUGCCUGGCAUAAGCACUGGCUAACACUGGUCAAGAAUAGCAACAUUAACACCCCUCCAACUUCCUCCCCUUCCUACCCACCCCUGCCCCUUUAGAGAGUCCAGUCAAAGGUUUAGUCUCCCCCCCCAAAACCUGCUGCUAUAACCCCAGUGCCCCCCACCCCACAGUACUAUAACAGAAUACUGUACCCACUACACCUCCAACCCUACCUUGAACCAAAGCAUAUUGCCUUUACUGCCUGUGCACAUGCACGUGUGCAUGUUGACAAAGCCUUCAGAAAGCAUUGUCACUCCAGAUUAGGCCCAGUCAAAUUCUUUUUGUGUGCACAAACACUCGCUGUCACUUCUGCCAGUGGAAGUCUGCUCCAUAACCAAAAUAUAUUAUUCCCCAGACUUCCGCAGGCGAGUGGAUACGUGACGUGUUUUACCGUCUUAAAAACACCAAAAUGAAGCCAAAUAAUUUAAAGUGACUGGGCCAAUGAGUCUGUUGUGUCAGAUCUCUCAUCGAGUUUGCCUUCAAUUUCUCUGCAAUAAGAAAGGGAAGAAACACAGCUGCCUUUGUGAGCGCCUUACAGAGGUGAGAGUCCGAGUAGAAGUGACAGUACAAGCCAUUUAGAAGAAUCAUGUACACAAGCAUUCUGUAUACAUAUCUUCCAAAGAAAGCUACCUCAGUCUGACAAGAAUGUCCGAGCCAUAGUUGAGGCCAAUGUUAGCCUGUUGAUGCUGCUUGUGCCAGCCUACCUCAACCAAAAAAACCUUUUUAACCUUCACCUAGUUACUUGACCAGUGCCAAUGCCAGUGUUCCGUGCAGGCUGCCAACCAGGCCAGUCCAGAGUGUGCCUACCAGGAUGACCACCGUGGAGAGCAUAACCACGGCAGAGCCUGACUUCCACUGCCACCAACUGAAGCCUUACCGUAACGGAGAUUUCCAUGAGCCUGAACUAGUUCAAGCCAGGUCGCCUGUUGUUUCCACCAACAACAAGUCUUUUCUGUUCCGACACCGGAAAAUGUCAAGGAGGCCCUGUUGCCUUGAGUCCCCGAUCGUCACUGUUUCACAGCCGUGGCUUUCAAAUAUGAAGUGAAUCUCCAAAAACACAUUUUGUGCAGAGGAUGCAGCACAUAGAAAAUAUGGGAGCGUAGACUGUUACCUGAACAUUGAAGCCUACGCGUUCCAUGUUUUUCUAUGAUGUCCAUCGAAGAAAACAAGUGCAGAGUGCCCGUUUGGUCUGCACAAACCUGAUGGCACAAAGAAGAUGAGUCGUGUUUUGGCGCCACGCUGCCAAGUUAACUCUCCAGAUGCCAAAUCGGUCACCCUGGGACCUCAAAGACCCUGAGUUGGCAGCUUAGGAAGUUUAAAAGUGAUGCUUGCCUGAAUGCACGGACAAGGCUUGCGUCUCACCGUGUCAGCCUAUCCCAAAAAAAAGAAAUUCUUGUAUGAAAACCAAGUUGAAUGAUACCCAAAGAUGUAGACAUUUUGACGGUUUUCUUUAGUUUACUUUUAAAUGUUCUUUUAAGAGAGACUACAUUUUCUUACAGUUUUGGACUGUUCCUGUUCGAAGGAGUCACCUGUGUUUAAAGUGCUUUAACAGAACCCGCGCCAAAAACAAAAGAUUUACCUCAUAAUUUCAUAACAUUUUAUUUCUUUCUUUAAAAAAAAUAAUAUACCGUUUGUCACUUGCUUUAGUUUGGAAAUUAUUCCAGGUGUACGCCUUCAACAUGGAACUGUAUUUUGUUUAUUCUAACAUUUCAUUUUUAAAAUGACCAAAUGAAGAUGUCAAAUAUUUUAAAAAAGGACUUUUAUGUCAAUAGUAUAAGGAAUACUUGCUUUCUAUUUUUAAGUAGGUAAGUUUGUGCCAACUAUUUAGCUAAUUUUUAAGAAAUAUGUAACCAAAUACCUCUACAUUUUAACAUUCCCAGUUUUAACCUUUUCAUGUCCUCAUAGCCAAAGCACAGAAACAUGCGUGUGAGCAUGGAAAUAUGAUGUAUGUGUGUGGAGAGCAAACAGUAGGUGAACGUUGAGGGCAGCAGAUUUAAAUGGAGCCACACUUUUAGAUUCAAUGUCAAUAACCAAAGAAAAACAGCUUACAAUAUAAACAUCUACACACAGAAUUAUUUCUGUCUUAAUGGGCAGAAAUAUACACACACAAAAUGAGCUAUCGUCUCUGAACUACCAACCAAACAGGGAACAGUAGCUACACUGCUAACACCACUGUGUAGCUAGGCAGCUAGCUUAGCUGUAGCACAACAAAAUGAACACCACAAAAUAACUUACCUGCAAAUGUUCUAAAAACCUGCCUGUUAGUGUAAAUAUACAGAGUCUUUGGGACAAGAUUUUGUUGCCAGAAAGCCGUUUUAACAUUUAAUCACCAAGUUUGACUGUCUGACUUACAGAUAUCUGUGAAAAUGGUGUCACAGGUGUUUAUAAUUCAGUUUCUACUAGCCAAAAUGACCUCACAGAUAUCCGUAAUUUAAUUAUUUGUCAAAAUGUAUAUCCGUAUUUCAGGUUUUUACUCGAGAGAUUCAAACUAGUUUUGCCAUUCAAGUGUAUGGGGUUUGGCAUUUUUUAUAUCUACAAUUCAGUUGUGGAUAUCUGUAGCUGAAUUUUAGACGUAUUUCAUUCCAAUUUCAGAUAUCUAAAACGUCAUUAUGUCUAAAAAGGACACUGUAGAUAUAAAAUGAGGAUAAUUAAAGAUAUUUUGAACUUGAAUUAUGACCAGUUUGAGUCUUACUAGCAAAAACUGAAGUGUCAAAAUUAUAUUGUAUUAUAUUAUAGUUUUGACUAGUAAGAAUGACAUUGCAGAUAUCGGUAGUGAAUAUCCUGUCUAGUAAUUAAAAAAACCCGGCUUGCCUUAGACUCCUGGUUUCGAGUUUGACCGAUCACGACUGAACAGGAUUUCGUUAGCCUGCAGUAAACCGAAUUUCGUAAACCUGCUAGCUGUGAAGAAACAUCUAGUUGUAAAAGUCGUCUCUCAACUGUGAGUCCAUUCUUGCGUCCCACGUUGUUUUUUAAGAAGUGUUAAGCGUGUAAGGCAAACAGAAAACACCAGUCUGGGCCUGGAUAUACAUUUAUACAUCUAUACAUUGGCAACAGCACCCAAAAUAUUAGCCAUAGCCAACCAGAUGAUGACGCUAAUAUGCUAAAUGGAGUGAUGUCAAUAUUCACCACUGCUAACAAAAAACUGAGAAAAUGUGCCUCUUGUUAAAUGACCACAGAAGUUCAUACAGUGUUUGAUGGGUCAAAAGUGUGUGUUGCCUCAAGCUUUAAUGUUCCUCAAGGUUUAUCUUAAUGUUUUAUAUGAGUAUGAAAGGUUAAUUCAAAACAGCAGUAUAAACCUCAGGGCCUGUGCCCUUCUAUUCUUUUAUUUUUUACACAGCUGAAUGACGUUAACGCGAUGCCAAAAAAGUGUAUUUGAUAUGGAUGACUGAGAAAAAGUCAGUGUUUUAUAUAGUGAGAAUUAAGUGUGUAGUUGUUGAGCUAGUUUUUUUUAAAAGGGAAAGAAUCUGUAACUUCUUUUUUGAACCAUUCCUUUGUCUCUUUUCAUUUGAGUCUUAUUGCGUUCCUCCUGUUGUGCACAGGAAAAGGUGCCACAAGUGUUCACUCUUUUUUUACAAAAAGGUUUUUAUUGUAAUUAUUAAUUAUUGUUAGAAUUGAUGCCAUUCAUUAUGAUAAGUUCAACAUUUUGCUGUUUCUUUUUGACAUGUGUAAGGAAAAAAAGGAUCUUAGGAUUGCUUUGUGAUGAGUUUUCAAGAGACAUUUUGUUUUUUAGCCAAAUUUGCUUUCUGCCCUGAAGAGUCAGUUUAUUAUAGGGAACAAAGAAGUAUAAGAAAAGGGAAAAAAAAAUGUAGGAAUGUAGAAACUGGCUGCUAGUACCAAUGAGAAACAGUGCUUUAAUAAUGUUCUCAAAGCUUUCCACUGGUGUACUGAUGGCAACUGCAAAAUGAAAGCUUUACACUGUAAAGACUGAGGUUGUGUACUUGGUCUUUAGGUAACGUGGAAAGGUCAGGAUUGACUGACUGUGGUUGCGCUGCAUGAGGAAACACGGAGACCAAGCUGUGACUUCAUUGACUUCUUUUCAUGUUUAGAUAUUUAUCUUUUUAUCAGUUUAAUGUAGAACAUUCGCACAAAUCACAAAAACAGUGUCAUAUUUUGGAUUCUGCCAAUUUUACUGAGGUUUACCAGCCUAAUUAUUUAGAUUUCUGUUGUUUGAAUACAUCAGUUUACAGACUGUAAAUUGACUCAUUAUACUUGCAAUUGGAAAAACUGGGUAAUGUAGGGGAGGAUUGUUUUUGUGAUUUGUGUGAACUAUAAGCUUAUUUAUUUAGCCUCAGGGCUUCCACUGUUAGUAAUUAACUUGAAAAUGUAGUUAAAAGCUCAUUAAAAACAAAAACUUAUAUUUAUUGAGAAUUUAGUUUUUCCAGUUCCUUUAAGCUACCCAUCUAGCUGCACUAGAAGCCGAACAUUUAUUUUAAAAAAAUAAUAAUAAAUAAUAAUACAAAUAAUAAUGACCAUAGAACAAACCAUUACUGUUUGUUACUUUAGCAGAAAUAACCUGGGAUUAAAAUGUUCCUUUUUAAAUUAUGUCAAAUUGAAUUGUGUUAAUAUUGAAUUUAAAACAAAUAAUAAAAGUGGUAUAAUUUUAUUAACUAAGCUAUUUUAAAAGUUUAAAAGCAGUAUUUUCAGCUUUCCUACCAAACAGCUUGGUCUCUGUGCAACUGCAGACGUCUCUAAUGUCAGACUUCACUCUGCCUUUUCGCUCUCUCUCUUCACAACCCAACUUGCCUAAAACCAAAUAAAGACAUUUUGUUUAA